AAAUAUAUAUGCUAUGCUUUUGCUUCCAAGGCAUGCUUUUCAACUAUGUGAAGUUUGUGAACCUCUCUUUUUUUUCUUUUCUUCUCUUUUUGCUUUUUCUUAUUUUAUUUCGUCGUUCUUGUCCGUCACCGACCAAUCGUACACACCUUUAACCAUUGACAUGUUCAUGUAUGAUUGGGUUGUUUACCAUUAUAGUCAGUAGUUUUAUGACUCUCUUUGACGUACGUUUCAAUCGUCUCCUAACUCUGAAUCCCGCCCCCCUCGCGUUCCACGCUAACACCAAAUUGUGAAUCAUACAACAAAUGAAAUGAUUGAUAUAAAUAGCCAAACCUCAUAUUCUCUCAAAACCUUUCUUUCUUUCUUUCUUUCUUCAAAUUUGAUAGAAAAAAAGAUUUCUAAAAAUCCUUGGGUUUCUAUCCUCGUUCACCUUUCUUUACAAAAAUAAAGAAUUAAAAAAAAAAAGUCAUGGGAUUUUCUUACGGCGGCGCCGGAGUUAUCAUCGUCGGAGUUAUCUUGAAUGAUUUUAUCAGAACAGUUCGUUCUUUUCUUGAUCAUCCUCGUUUGUUUGGUGUUUAUUGGUCGGAAUCUUCGGGGAGGAGGAGUACUAUCAGCUCCGGUACAAACAAGAUUCCGAUAGACGAUAUGCUCCCAGCGACAACAUUCGACGAAAUGUCGUCAAGGGUGAAUCCGCCGCCGGAGAGCUGCCGGAUAUGUCAAGAAGAGUUCGACUGCGGCGAAGAAGUCCGGUGUUUGAGGAACUGCGUACAUGUAUAUCACAAGACGUGUAUUGACCGUUGGAUCCAAGACGAUAAGAUGACAUGUCCUUUGUGUCGGACCCCCAUCGUCCCUGAUUUCUAUUUUUUUCGUUUGUAAAAUUAGAGAAAAAAAUCUAUAUGAAUGUUUCUAUUAAUUAAUAUCACUAAAGCGUUUUUUUUUUUUUUUUUUAUU
Molecule: messenger RNA, 948 nt
Organism: Camelina sativa (false flax)
Lineage: Eukaryota; Viridiplantae; Streptophyta; Magnoliopsida; Brassicales; Brassicaceae
Product: brassinosteroid-responsive RING protein 1-like
Biological process (GO): protein ubiquitination
Molecular function (GO): ubiquitin protein ligase activity
Source: RefSeq, a predicted model, not a curated record